This is a messenger RNA of Rhagoletis zephyria (snowberry fruit fly), 981 nucleotides long. NCBI's taxonomy places the organism in Eukaryota, Metazoa, Arthropoda, Insecta, Diptera, Tephritidae. The record is from RefSeq and is a predicted model, not a curated record.
AUGGCAAACACCGAGCAUCAGCAGUACGGCCCGACUGACAUCAAAGGGAGCGUGCUCGACUUAAUUGGCAAUACACCUUUGUUGGCACUCGACCGCAUUUGGCCCGGUCCGGGGCGCAUCCUAGCCAAAUGCGAGUUCCUCAACCCUGCGGGCAGCAUCAAGGACCGCUCCGCGUACAGCAUGCUGAAGUACGCCAAGGAGGAGGGGCGGCUGAAGCCGGGCGCGCCCAUCAUCGAGGUGACCAGCGGCAACCAAGGCUGUGGAAUUGCCUUCGUCGGCGCGGUCAUGGGCCACCCCGUGACGCUGACAAUGUCGGCGGGAAACAGUCCCCAGCGGGCGGAAAUGAUGGUCGGUUUUGGCGCCCGCUGCGACCGGGUGCCCCAGGUGGAGGGCAAGCCGGGCAAUGUGACGCUGGCCGAUGUGGACGCGGCCACGGCCGCCGCGCAGAAGAUCAUCGACAGCACGCCGGACAUCUUCUACGUGAACCAGUUUAACAAUCCGAACAACUGCCGCGCCCACGAGGAGGCCACCGGCCCGGAGAUUUACCGGCAGACGGGCGGCCGAAUUGACGCCUAUGUGGCCACGCUGGGCACCGCCGGCUCCUUCGUGGGCACCUCCCGCUACCUGAAGCGGCAGAACCCGGCCAUCAAGUGCGUCGUCGUGGAGCCGGCCGGCGCCGAGGUGAUCGCCGGCAAGGAGGUCACCAAGCCGCUGCACCUCCUCCAGGGCAGCGGCUACGGCAAGGUGCCCGAACUGUUCGACUACGAGGUCAUGGACGAGGCGAUGAACGUUACCGAUGAGGAAGCAGUAGAGUACAAGAAGCUGCUCGGCUCCAAGGAGGGCCUCUACCUGGGCUACACUUCAGGGGCAAAUGUGGCCGCGGCGGUGAAGCUCCUGAAGUCGGGAAAGCUGCCGCCGGACGCCUGGGUCGUCACGCUGCUCAACGACACCGGGCUCAAGUACUCGGAGUUGCACAAGUAA